GAUGGAGAAGAUUCUACUUUUCACUGUUAUGACUUUUUUCAAAUUAAAACUCUUAUGAAACAUGAGAAGGAAGAGCACAAUCUUCCUUUCUAUGAAAAUCAAUUAGAUGAAAAAUAUAUAACUACUGAAAUUUUACCGGCCAAUAAUUCUGAGACCAAGACUUUAACUUGCGUGGUUGAAUACGACAUUGAUGAUACUUUAGAAAUAAAGGAAGAAAUCAUUCAAGAAAAGGAGACAGUGAACAUGCCGAAAUGUGAUAAAAGGUAUAAGUCAAAAUUACGUACCACGGAGAAAAGAGAUUACAUUUUAGUGGAUAAGAAACUGCUAAAUCAAAAGAAGCAGAAGACUCGGAAAGCAAAGCAGAAUCUGGAAAAUAAAUAUGUAUGCGAAAAGUGUGCGAAAAGCUAUAAAUGGAGAGACAGUUUGGUUCGCCAUAAAAAAUUAGAAUGCAAUGUCAUUCCACAGUUUAUAUGUAAAUUCUGUAGCAAGCAGUUUACACAAAAAGGUAGCAUGAAUAUCCAUAUAAAUGACAUGCACCUUUGCAAAUACUUAAAAUCCUCGAAAAAGAAGCACAUUUGCGACAAAUGUUUUCGAAGUUACACAGCGAUAAGUGCUUUAUAUAGACAUCAACGUUUAGAACAUGCAGCAGUAAAACCACAGUUUAAUUGUGACUGUUGUGGCUUCAAAACGAAAGAAAAGUGUAGUUUAUCGAAACAUAUAAUUUCACGACAUCUGAAGUAAUAAUGAUUAAGGUCGCGAAACUUCGGGUUUCUUAAGUUCCCAGUAGGUGUAGAUUGAUGUCCAGUUCCUUUUUGAUUCACCAGCUAGUGUUGCUACUCAGUCAAAAUAUGAAGAAAGUAUUUUUACAUUUUAGUCAUAAUGAGAAGACUUUACGUAUAAAUUGUUUAUCGCGGAUUUCUUCAAAUUUCUACGUUUCGAGAACCCUGAAUUUGAAAAAGAAAACAAGUUUUACCAUGUUGUUUUUCUGUCUUUUGUCGUUGUUGUUGUAUGUAUAUCAGACAAUUGUUGACAAAUGACUAAUUUUUGAUAUAACGUGCAAUUUUUUCAUUUAUGAAAAAGAAGACAAUAAAAAUACGUUUAUUCCAAAAUAAUCAUAUUAUAUAAUCGGAAUAAUAUACAUUUAUUACAGUGAUACAUUUUUCUGGAUAGCUGCGAAUUUAUUUUGCAAUAUCUGAAUAAGCAACCCUGGGCCAAGCUACAUAAAUUUAUAUAAGAUACGCAUGAUGAGAAUGUAUUCGUGAAUGCUGAAGGAGCAUUAACAAAAGAAAAUUCACAAUCAUCUAAUUACAGUAAUCGAUAGGUCGACCCUUAAUUUUAAAUGAUCUACGCACAAAUGUAGGCAAAGUAUAUAGACCGAGCACCGAUUUUGACACCGAACUCAAACCUGUUUUUUAGUUUAUUUUCAAGAUUUUGUAUACUGAAUUCGUUUUCAUAAUAAUUAAGUUUAAGAACUUUGUGUUCUAUUGCUAAAAUAUUUUUGAUCUUGAUUUUAAAAAACAUUUCUGCGUUGUAUAUAGUGCUUCAUUAACAUGUGUACUGUGCAUAUCAAAUUUACUGAAGAACU
Molecule: messenger RNA, 1585 nt
Organism: Belonocnema kinseyi
Lineage: Eukaryota; Metazoa; Arthropoda; Insecta; Hymenoptera; Cynipidae
Product: zinc finger protein 585B-like
Exons: 2
Coding region: 55-741 (228 amino acids)
Biological process (GO): regulation of transcription by RNA polymerase II
Cellular component (GO): nucleus
Molecular function (GO): RNA polymerase II transcription regulatory region sequence-specific DNA binding; DNA-binding transcription factor activity, RNA polymerase II-specific
Source: RefSeq, a predicted model, not a curated record